Akanthomyces muscarius is the source of this 870-nucleotide messenger RNA. RefSeq lists its product as uncharacterized. The record is from RefSeq and is a predicted model, not a curated record. Bases 1 to 870 code for a protein of 289 amino acids. The transcript is spliced from 2 exons. Lineage: Eukaryota; Fungi; Ascomycota; Sordariomycetes; Hypocreales; Cordycipitaceae.
AUGAAGUCGUCGUUCACCGUUGCCCUACCCGCCAUGGCUGCCGUUGGCGCCUUCGCCAACGCCCACUCCAACUUUCACCAUGUUCGCGCCCCCAUGCCUGCUGAAACAGGCAUGCCCCGAACUGGUGUAGCCACGGUCCAGGGCUGCUUUUCAAACGUAGGCAACAUGACCGCCGUGACGGUCGACCCCACGUUUCUCUCCAGCGGCAAGUGCGGCGAGGCUUGCAAAGGUCUCGACAAACCGGUUUGUGCUAUUGGGCCUCAGAAAUGCUACUGCGGUGACGUCUACCCAGCCAAGAACGACGCAAUUGAUUCGUCAAAGUGCGACUACCCGUGCAAUGGUUUCGAUAAGGAGAUGUGCGGUGGUAUCACAGAUGCCUACUCGAUUUACAACCUAGGCAGCAACUUGUCUCCCGGCUACUACCCCGAUUCUUCCUCCGCUUCAUCAUCCGCUUCCUCGGCCUCUUCGACAGCUACGCAGAGCAGUUCCUCGGCAGCAUCGUCGUCCACUGCUGCAGUCUCGAGCUCACCGAGCGCAGACACUAAAAAGCCUGAGAAAUCCAGCGGUGGUCCCAACACAGCUGCUAUUGCAGCUGGUGUAGUCGUUGGUGUUGUGGUCGCUGCUGCCAUCAUCGGUGCCAUCAUCUUCUUCAUCCGCCGAAAGCGCAACGCCGAAAUCGAAGAGGAGCACCGCCGCAAUGCCGCUGUCAAUGCCUUCAUCAGCGGAUCCAAGCCUCCCAGCACCUCUGGCGGCAUUUCCAUCACCGACUCGCGUCUUGACCCUUCCCUGGCUCACCGUCGUCUGAGCGAUGGCAGCAUAGCCGAUAACCAGGAUUACUCUCGCAAAAUCCUCAGGGUCACCAACGCAUAA